AUGAAUAAAAUAAAAACACAAAUGUCGUCUCGACCAAUUACUAGAAGUUAUUCAUGGAAUGGGGAGACUGUUUCACUAAAAAAUUAUGAACAAAAAGUUAAUUCACCAUUAAGAAGAACUAAAUCAUGGAAUAAGGAAAAUAUAGAUGUACUUGCAGCAAAUCGUUAUGCUGUUCUAGUUUAUAACGUUGGUGGACAAACAAUAUAUGAAUGUAAUGAUUUCGUAUUUCAAUCCUAUAAUGAUGCUAAAUCUUAUUCUAAUUUAUUACUGAAGAAUUCACUUCUCAAUAGUUUUAAAAAACCAAAAAAUUGUUUAUAUAGAAAAAGGUCUCGUUUUGAAGUAAUACCUUAUGAGGUAAAUGGUGAAAAAAUUUAUGAAUGUGGUAUUUAUGGCUUUUUCAACUAUAAAGAUGCUAAAGAUUAUCAGAAUCGGGUUUACUCAAUGAAAAUUAAAAACCCUAAUGAAAAGCCUCAAAAUUGUGUUUUAAAAACCAGUUAUAAAAAUGAUGUUACUUGGUAUAAUGUUGGUGGUGAAAAAAUUUAUGAAUGUGGUGAUUAUGGUUUUCAUAAUUAUGCAGAUGCUAAAAAUUAUUGCAGGGCGCUAAAACUCAACAAUGGAAUUGAUUCCAUUUGGAGACCUAAAGGUUACGCUUGUGAAAGUAGACGUAAACUAAAAGAAUUUGAUAUAACUGAUUAUCUAGGACAAAACGCUGUUGGUAUUAAUGUUUGGAAAGGAGUAUGGCAUAAUUAUGAUUAUGAAUACUUGUCUGCUCAUGACUUUCUUAAUCUAGCAAAAAAGAUUUUGCAAGAAAUAAAUAGGUACAGAAAAUUACAUAGAUCACAACCAAUAAAGUUUAAUAAAAAGUUAACUGUUAUUGCUAAUAGAGAUGCAAUGAAGAUAGCUUUAAAAAAAACUUUAACUAAACCUUUUGAUUCUAAUUUAUAUGGAAUGACAUUUGGUUUAUCAUAUUACCGUGCUGCAUCUACCAUAGUUAUGAAAUGGUAUGAAGAAAGUAGUUAUUACAGUUAUAAUCAAAAUACUGGAAUUCGAGGAACCCAAAUGUUUACUCAAAUGAUUUGGAACAAAUCAAUUAGACUUGGAAUUGGAAUUGCAAGGAUGGAGAAUUUAAUUAUUGUUGUAUGCAGAUUUUGGCCAAAAGGAAAUAUAGCUGGUGAGUAUAGACAAAAUGUUCUUCCUUUAAUAAUUAUUUGA
Messenger RNA from Strongyloides ratti, 1212 nucleotides. RefSeq names its product CAP domain-containing protein. The transcript has 2 exons. Bases 1 to 1212 code for a protein of 403 amino acids. Lineage: Eukaryota; Metazoa; Nematoda; Chromadorea; Rhabditida; Strongyloididae. The record is from RefSeq and is a predicted model, not a curated record.